Chroicocephalus ridibundus (black-headed gull) is the source of this 1340-nucleotide messenger RNA. Its product is annotated as coiled-coil domain-containing protein 81-like. The record is from RefSeq and is a predicted model, not a curated record. Lineage: Eukaryota; Metazoa; Chordata; Aves; Charadriiformes; Laridae. The coding region runs from base 61 to 1338 and encodes 425 amino acids. Gene Ontology annotation, cellular component: centrosome. The transcript has 9 exons.
GGUGUGUACCCUCUGUACUCUCUCUCUUGAGUGGGGAAAUGCCUGCUUCUAAUAGCUGAGAUGCUGGCCCGUGCAGGUGGGGAGCAGAACAUAUUCUCUUCAAGUUGCUGGACCUUCCGCGACAGUUUCUCCACAGCUGAGACAAGGGGGGAAGAGAGACUUUCUUCAUAUCGCCGGAGCCGGCCAGCUACCUCAUCCACCGUUGGUCCCUCUUCACCUUUCCAUUCCAUUACUGCCAGGGAGUUGGCAUAUGACGAUGGUGCGCUCCGUACAAACUUCCGCCACAUGGGCCUUGUGCAUCGCACCUCAUCAGGGUCUGUGGAGGUCGUGACUAUCUGGGAUGCUGUGUCUGUGUACAUCCUGGGACAGCUGAAGCUGGAGAAGGGUGUCCUGCUCCCAGGACUCGGGACCUUCGCUAUGGUGCAAGAGCGAUUCCAGGGUGAAGAAGAGGUGUUUACGGCUCGAAGACCAGUCUUCCAGCUGAACAUGGAUGUGGCGUUUCUGCAGGAGCUCACAUUCCCCACAGCGGUUAUCCCUGAGGAUGUCGAGAUCAAGCCGCUGAACUACAGGUGGCUAUCGCGAGCCACCUCCUUCCCGCGGCACAUGGUGGAGGACUGCGUGCGAGACACCAUACUCCUCUACUCUUGCCAACUGAGGAACGGGCAGCACCUCUCCUUCACCUUCAAGGACAUUGGCGUUCUCUCCUGCCAAGACGGUGUGCUGUGCAUGCGGUUUUAUUACGACUGCGUCACAGGGCUGGAGAGCAAGGCCAGCCGCAUGGCACUGCUUCGCACUAGGCUGUGGGUGCCAUGUGCAGCGGUCUCCGGUGGAGCAGCCACCGCUCGGGGGAUGCAGGCUGCUCCUGACCGCACGUUCCCGAGCUUUCGGUUCGUUGUGAUCAGCACCGCGGCGGCCGAGGCUCUCGCCAACCGGCACAAGAAGGCUGCAGAAGAGCAGAGGAUCAGAAGAGGCACAGCGGGGCAUCCGGAGAAGCUGCUGCAGAGGCGGGCAAAGUUUUCCCUCCCCGUGCUGCCAAGCCAGAGUCCAGGCAGAAGGCAGCAAGACCUGGGGGAGAAGACUUCUGCCAGUGUGCUCCCCCCGUGUCCAGGCAGCCCCCCCAGGACGAAGGAGGCCAUCAGGCAGGAGCCUGCGCCUGCAGCCAGGCCCACCGCUGCCAUCCCCUCCUCUGAGGGCUUCAGGAGAAUGCUGCAGACCUUCUUGACGAAAAGGAAGGCACUGCACACCCUUCCCGCCUGUUCUUGCCCCCUGGGUCAUCACAAAACACUUGAUUCUGGCCAGAGGCUACGGAAAAUGUGCAAGUCCUUUCGAGGUCGUUGACA